AUGGAUACAAAGGGUACAGCUUUUUCUGCAGCUGUUCAUAUUCCUGAAUUGCUAGACAAACAUAAUUAUGCGGAAUGGGCGAUUCGAGUGCAAACCUACUUAGAGGGUCAAGAUCUUUGGGAGGACAUCAUGAACGAUAAUGCAACCGCAACUGCAACCUCAACCGCUUCUCAGAAACAAAAGUAUGGUGAAGAUGCUAAUAAGGCUUGGAGAAUGAGGAGCUUCAUGGCUUUACAUGUGAUCCAGACUUCAUGCGGGCCAGACGCAUUUUCUGAUAUUAGCACAAUUCGUGAAGCCAAGACUGCUUGGCAAACUUUGAAAAAGAAACCACAAUUAAUUGCAGAUACGGAACAAUACCAUCUCGGUAGAAAAAGAAACAUAGAAAAUGAGGAUAGCCAUCGUCAGUGUGCGGAGUUGUACAAGGCUGUGCUUCGUGGUAAUUUGACCGCUGCAAAGGAGUUUCUUGAUUCUGAACCCGAGGCAAUAAGAAAGGCAAUCACAGAGAAAGGCGAAACGGCUCUUCACAUUGCUGUUACUGCUGGACAUGCCCAUAUAGUCAAGGAGUUGGUGGAUCAACAUGAUCAAGAUGGUGACGGUUACAGAGCUCGAAUCACAAAAGAAGACUUGGGAAUUGAAGAUGGUGACGGUUGCACAUCUCUAAUGAAGGCUCUUGAGUAUGGAAGAUCCCAACUGGCGAACUAUUUGUAUACUCGCACUCCGCUGGAGUAUAAUUUCUAUCAGGCGGUAUUUUCAGAAACAGACAAAAAAGGAGCUAUGCUUCUUAACCGUGCAAUAUAUUCCAAAAAUUUGGAUCUUGCUUUGAAGUUAAUCUGGAGUAACCCAUAUUUGACAUAUGUUCGUGACGACUGCGGCGUGUCCCCAUUCUUAGCAUUGGCUUCUAUGCCGCACAUAUUUUCGAGUGGAACCCGGCUCGGUUUUUGGAAACAAUUUAUCUACGAUCACUGUUGGUAUACACAUUGAUCAAUCGACUUGUUUGAACCAUGAAACUCGUUUGGACAUUAACAACGAACACCAUUUAGUUACAAUGCAAUCAGUGCCUGGAGGAGUACUGUUGCGCCAUCUAGUUUCAAUAUAUAUAACUGUCCGCAAGUACUUGGGUAUAAUACCGUAUCCACUCGGUCAUCAAAAUCAUAUCUAGAUAAUUUUGUUUGAAAUUUUUGUACUCUCUUUCUUUUUCUUUAUUUAUUUUUUGUUUGUUUGUUAUGGUUUAAUCCGGUUGAAUUUGCAUUGUUUCAAUAAUUGUCAAAGGAAUCGAGCAAUUAUAUGAAAUGAAGAAGAUCCAUAUCCAAUCCCAGGAACUUCUCAACUGCAUGUGUAAGGCGAUAUAUAUAUCAAAAAUCUCCCAAACUCAACGACGUCUUAGAAGUGGUGUGGUUUAUGAUGCAAUCAAUCGUGCUGUCAAGAAUGGAAUUUUUGAGUUUGUUUUAUUGACAUUUUCGAAAGUGGAUCCGAGUGUUUUGAAGAAUAUUACAGAAAAAGAUUUGAUGAGCAUAUUUAUGCUAGCUGCGGUUUUGUAUCGUCACUCUCAGAUGUUUAGCCUUCUUAUACAAUGUGGCCGGCAAACUGGUCUUAUGAACAACAAAGUGACAUCUUUUGGAGAUCGCAACGAUAAUAACAUCUUACAUGUGACAGGGAUAGGAAAAGAUUCCAUUAGGUUUAAUCGAAGUUCUGGUGCGGCUUUACAGAUGCAAA
This is a messenger RNA of Carya illinoinensis, 1713 nucleotides long. RefSeq lists its product as uncharacterized. The transcript is spliced from 5 exons. Gene Ontology annotation, molecular function: protein binding. Lineage: Eukaryota; Viridiplantae; Streptophyta; Magnoliopsida; Fagales; Juglandaceae. The record is from RefSeq and is a predicted model, not a curated record. Bases 1 to 981 code for a protein of 326 amino acids.